AUGAGCGGAUCGAAAUCAAAUGAAAGUGCUGCUGCAUCAUCAAAUAUUCGCCAACCACGGCAACGUAUGGCACAAAAUUAUCUUCUCAUAUGGGUAGAUGCCAACAACGACCAAGCAGAUAAGGACUGCCAUAAUACACUGGCUCAACUAAAGGACGUGGUCAACGACGUCAAUCUUUGCACUAAAUCGGAUCAGUGCAUCCAACUACUCAACCAGAUUAAGAAUAAAAGAGCCUUUGUUUUAACAUCCGGGUCAUUAGGUCAACACUUGGUUCCUCAAAUUCAUGACAUGCCACAGUUAGAUGCAGUUUACAUCUUCUGUGGCGAUAAAUCAAGACAUGAGGGAUGGACUCAGAACUGGACAAAAAUUAAAGGUGUCAAUACAAACAUUGAAGACAUUUGCCAAGUAUUACAAUUGGCGGUUAAAAAAUGCGACCAGGACUCAGCUACUGUAAGUUUUCUGGCGGUAAAUGAAAUGGCCUCAGCUAAGGAUUUAAAUCAGUUGGAGCCAACUUUCAUGUAUACUCAGCUGUUCAAGGAGAUUAUCCUUGAUAUCGAAUAUGAUCGCAAGGCAAUCAAGAAUUUAGCAGCUUGUUGUCGCGAAGUCUUUACUGGCAAUUCAGCUGAAUUACAAGUGAUUAAUGAAUUUGAACGUGAUUACGAUCUAGAAAAAGCAAUAUGGUGGUAUACACGUGAGUGUUUUACCUACAAAAUGCUCAAUCGAGCACUCCGACUUAUGGAUGCCGAUAUAAUGAUUAAUAUGGGCUUCUUUCUACGUGAUGUACAUCAACAAAUUCAACAGCUGCAUGAACAACAAGUCACUAGUUAUGAUGGAAAAUCUUUUAAAAUAUAUCGAGGGCAAGGUCUUAUGAAAUCAGACUUUGAAAAACUUCAGAAAGCAAAAGGUGGACUUAUGUCAUUUAAUAACUUCUUGUCUACCAGUAAAACUAAAGAUGUGUCUCUCAAUUUUGCUCGAAAUGCCUCAGCAGAACCAAAUAAGGUGGGCAUUCUCUUUCUAAUUUCCAUUGAUCCUCGUUUAAAAUCAACACCAUUUGCUGCCAUCAAGGAGGAGAGUUUUUUUAAGAAAGAAGAAGAAAUCCUCUUCUCAAUGCACACUGUCUUUCGAAUAAGUGCGAUUAAACAAAUGGACAAUAAUAAUCAACUUUAUCAAGUUGAGUUACAAUUAACAUCGGAUGAUGAUCAACAACUACGAUUACUUACUGAUCGGAUACGAGACGAAGCUGGUGGUCAUACAGGAUGGCAACGAUUGGGUAAAUUAUUAAUUAAAAUUGGUCAUUUUAAUAAAGCUGAAGAACUUUAUAGCGUAUUACUUGAACAGACAUCUGAUGAGGGCGAGAAAGCGCAUUAUUAUGUAUGCCUGGGAUAUAUCAAAGAUGAUCAGGGUGAUUAUGGAAAGGCUAUUUGGUAUUACGAACAAGGACUUAAAAUUCAAGAAAAUACUCUUCCUCCAAAUCAUUCUCAGUUGGCUACUUCAUACAACAACAUUGGUAGAGUGUAUAUCAACAUGGGAGAGUAUUCGAAAGCACUUUCAUUCAACAAAAAAGCACUUGAGAUCUUCCUAAGAACUCUUCCUUCGGAUCAUCCUAGUUUAGCUACUUCAUAUAACAACGUCGGUAAUGUGUACGAGAACAUGAGAGAGUACUCGAAAGCACUCUCGUUAUACAAAAAAGCACUUGAAAUUCAAGUAAAAACUCUUCCUUCAAAUCAUCCUAAUUUGGCUAAUUUAUAUAACAACAUCGGUAAUGUGUAUGAAAAGAUGGGAGAAUACCUGAAAGCACUUUCAUCACAAGAGAAAGCACUUGAAAUCCGAGAAAAGACUCUUCCUGCAAAUCAUCCUGAUUUGGCUACUUCAUACAACAACAUCGGUAAUGUAUAUACCCAAACAGGACAGUACUCGAAAGCACUCUCAUUAUACGAAAAAGACCUUGAAAUUUCUCAAAAAAUUCUUCCUUCAAAUCAUCCUGAUUUGGCUACUUCAUACAACAACAUCGGCUGGGUUUAUAGAAAUAUGAAAGACUAUUCGAAAGCACUGUCAUAUUUUGAACGUGCUCUGGACAUAAAACAGCGAAGAUUACCUCCAACUCAUCCUGAUAUUAAAGAUGUAAAGGAGAGUAUUGAAGUUGUAAAAGAAGAAAUUUUAAAGAAUAAUUCAUAA
Messenger RNA from Adineta steineri, 2175 nucleotides. The record is from the annotation of a GenBank genome assembly. Lineage: Eukaryota; Metazoa; Rotifera; Eurotatoria; Adinetida; Adinetidae.